AUGAUCCAUCGCUUGUAUUGCAAAAACAGUAAGUGCUACUCCAAAGUCAAACGCUUUUAGACCUUGAAUGUGGAUUAGAAGAAGGAUCUUAACAUACUCACUCUGAGCAUCAUCAAAUGUAUAUUUAAGGCAGCCCAGAACUGGCUGUUUUCUAUUCACAAUCUCAAUGCAGAUUUAUAAUUCGAGCAGUUGUAAUUAUAGUAUAUUAGUUUCGUUUCAGAAAUUGCUCAAAAGCCAUUACUGGGAUAUUUGGAAUUGAGACAAUAUCAGAACAAUAAAUUGAAUAACAAUUCAACGUAUUUCGUUGAGAUCACUAAUAAAUUGGCAGAUCAAUUAAAAAAACAAAUCACAGAUAAUUAGGUGAGAUAAAACUCAAAGGCUGUUUUGGUUCAUGAACAAAGAACAUAACUAAUUGAAAUUUCACUAACUCAACAAUGGUAAACUCAAAAUCUGUAUGAAAAUUUAUUAUAAACAUUUAUAAAAUUGGUAGAUGAAAAAAUAGAACACUGGUAAAAUUUAAUAAAUGGAUAUCCUAGUUUGAAUCCAUUUUAAUAUAAUACAUAAAAAUUAUGUGAAAAAAUCAUGAAUCUUAGAAUUUCAUUGGAUAAAUAUAUAGGCGUACCUUAGGAGUGGUUUGAUAUGAAAACAACCACAACUAAAGGUAUUUCUGUAAAAAAACUGAGUCAUGCUCAACUAAAUAUUAAUGUAAUAACAUUAAAAUUAUAUUCGCUGUUUUAUUCCUUAGUAAUGAAUGAUUUCGACAGAUCGGUGUACGUCGAACAGUACGUUAAGGACUUAACAUCCAAUGAUAGAUAAAAAGAAAUAGAUAUAAUAGACAACAUAUCUCUAUACAAUGAUUCCACCACUAUUAUCUUGGUCAGCAUUGUCAAGAACAAAGGAAAGAUAGUUAACAAAAACCAAUUAGCUCUAGCCAAUUUCUUUCAUUACGUUGAUGCAAAUGACUUCAAAGAAUCAGUCUCAUAAGUACAUAAUCUACUCCCAAAAACUAUGAUGAAAGGCCAUGAAUAUCUUAUAGAUUCCUUCAUCUAGAAAGGACAUAGUGAAUAUUUUAUUCGAAAGAUUUCUGGAUAUUAUGAAAAUAAGAAAGGAUUUAUUGAGAAAUGUUAUGUGAAAUUAGGGAAUUUGUUUGAGGAAUUGGAUGAUUACGUUAUUACAGCAUCAAUACUCAAAUGCAAUAUAUCUAAUUAAAUCAUCAUGGUUGAUGCAGAAGGAAAAAUCAUAGGGAUCACUGAAGAACUAUAUAAAACAAUUAGCGCAAAGGUUCCUGGAUUAAAUGUUGAGUUUUUCAAAGAAUUCUGCCAUUUCUUUCUUAUUUUCCCAUCAUUCUUGUCUAUUUUGAACCAAAAUCUUAAUAAAAUUAGUGAACUAGAUCACUAAUUUAUUGAAGAUGAAGAACAUCUAUUCUAUAUACCUUCAAAUCUUAUUGAACUCAAUUCUUUAUUUGUUAGAGAAUCUUAUGAAAAGAUAGGGAACACAUUAUAAGAAGGAUUGGAAAGUUAAAAUCUAAGUUCUUGGAGAUCCUGGAAAUCUGUAUAAAGAUCAAUGAAAAGCGAUCAUUCCAUUGGGCUUGAAAGAGGCAAUACAACAAUAUUAGGAGAGAAGGUUCCAAUUGCAGAUAAAUCUAACAUAAAUUUUCAUUUUCAAUUUAUGAAUUAACACAAAGAUCAAUUAGAGAAGUACACAAUAAUAAGAUCCAAAAUAAAGAUGUCUUAUUAGUUGAUGAAAGUAAAGAGAUAUUCCUAUCCUUACUUCAUUAUUGAAUUGGAACAUAUGAAUGAGAUUAACACUUAGCAUAAGUUUUUCAACAGAUAUCCAACCAUGGGAUAAAAUUUCGAGGCUUGCACAACAAUGUUCACUUCUGCCUUAAACCAUAAAUCUUUAAAUGAAACAGUACCAUCUAGUGCAGAAAAAUCAAUUUAUGAUACCAAACCAAUUAGUUUUUAACCUGAUGCAGUUGUAGUUGAAUAAUAAAACAAUAAAUGGAUAAACAAAACUACAAAAGUGAAUGAUGAUAAAAUUAAAUAAUUAAUUUAGUAAGAUGAUAGUAACAUCUUAUUUGGAAAUGAUCAUUCUUAAAUUAGAUUAUUUGAUAAACCAAGUGCAAUUGAUGUUUAGGACGUUUCAGCACCACCCUCAGAAAUUUUGUUACCAUAAAAUCCGUAUAGACCACAUUUUAGUGGUAUACCUAUUCAAGUAGAUUAGGAUAAUGAUUCUGAUGAAUUUUUUCAACUUCACAAGUAAUUUGAUGAAAAAUCGUUCAAAGUUGAAGAGAAAUAAUUUUAAAGAGAAAAAUCAAGUGAUGAUUUUAAAGAUAAAGAUGAAUCAUAGUAAGAAAUAGAAGAUAACCUUGAGAGACAUUCAUCAAACUAAAAUAUUAAUAAAAAAAACUUUAUUUAAUUAUUAGUUGAGAAUAAAAAACUGUAAUAAGAGAAUUAAAAUGAUAAUGAAGAGGAGGAGAAGAAAAAAAGGUCUAUUGCAAGCUCAUCAAGAACUAGCACAUCAAAGUCUCCUUCCUUACUUGUUCGCUCCUUGUAUUAAGUAAGUACAUUUGGAGGAGGAAUUAAGUCCGUCAUAUUUGCCAUAUUAUUGUAUCUUGUUUUGCAAUUCUGUCUCGUGUUUGUGAAAUUAAGCAUCAUUCAAAAUAAUUAUGACAUACUUUAAACCAAUAUUAAUUAUGUAACUUAUCCUGAAACUUUAAAUUUCUAUUUCUAAAAAAUAGCCUUUUUUGCUUGGAUUAGUCUAGAGGAAAGACUUGAUUUAAUAAAAUACAGUGAGUUCAUUAAAAAAUAACAAUUAGAAGAACUGAAAGCUACUAGAGCAAUCAUAGAUGUAAAAUUAAAUGAAUUGUACUAAGGAAUUAUAUAAUUUGAGGAAUAAAUUAUAAAUGAUGAACUUAAGCUAGUAAGCAUUAAUGACUUAUCUUUUUCAGAAUAAUAACUAGAUCUUACUUAAUUGAUUUAACAAAUUCAGCUGCAUUCGUUUAAUUUUAUAGAUAAUGCUGAAGAAGGUGUCAUAUUCUCUGACAGUCUAUUCUUUAGAUUAAAUAUUCCAUAUGUUUACAAAUUUGCUUAUAAAUAUAUCACCCUGCUAAAUGAAAAUUUGAUUUACUAUGAAGAUAGAAUCAUCAAUGAUGUAGUAAUUUUGACCAUGACUUUUAUUUCUGUGAAUAGUUGUAUUAUAUUGUAUAUACUUUAUAAUACAUUUUUAUUGACCUAAUAUGAGAGAUAGAUUUUGAUGCUGAUUACUAGAGUGUCCCAUAAAACAGCUGAGGAAAUCAUGUCAAAACUAAGUGAUGUGAAAACCAUUUUGAUUGAGCCUUCAUAGCUAUUGUGGAAAAGAGUGAAUUAUUUUGAAGUUAAUUAUGAGCAAGUCCAAUAAAAUCAAUAGGUAGUAAGCCUUUUAUUUGCAAAAUCAGUUAAAACGUAAUCGGUUACGAAAUCAAAUGAGUUAUCUGGAUAAAAGUCAAAAAUAAAAUCUAAAAGGUCAUUCUAGAGUAAUUCUUUGGCUUAGAGAAUUUAUGAUUUAACCUUAAGUUACCCUUCAAAUCUUAUUUUUCUAUUUUUUCUAUGGUUUCUAGCGAUUUUAUUUAUUAUUGGUGGAAUUCUAGUCACAAUCAGUCAAGUUUCAGAUAUUAAGCCAACCCUAAAUCUUAAUUUAUAAUUGAUUCGCUUUAAACUUAGAUUUGACACGCUGAUAGUAUUGGGAGAAGGUCUAAAAACUCAAUAAGUUAUUAGUGAUUAAUUUAAGGCGAAAUUUGACAAUUUUAACAUCGAUAUGAAUACUUAACUGAUAUUAGAUCUAUUUAGUGAGUAAACUAAUGGAUUUUAGGAUGCAAUGAGAGGCAUAUAUGAUUCCCUUGCUAGUUAAUCUGGACUCUUAGAAUCUCAAAAGAAAGAGCUACUAAUGUAUUUUGAGGAUAGUCUCUGUAAUUAUAUGAGUGAGGAAAUACCAUUUUGUACUAUAAGGGUAUCGAAUCAAAAUUUUUCUGUUCCUGAUUCCUUUAAAGCAACUUACGGCAAUCCAUGGCUGGAAGAUAAUAAUUUUGAUUACUUGUCUGGAGGUAUAACAGGAUGUGUGUAAGAGUUUAUGAAGACUUUAAAUUUGUAUUUCUCAAAAGAAAUUUCAUCAAAAUAGUUGCAAGUGAAAACAAUCUCAGAAGCAGUAUCGUUUCUAAAAACACAAAUUCAUAUAAAUCAAUUUGUAGAAUAUUUUCUUGACUCUGGAAAAUUGUUGCAAAUCAUUGGAGACAAUUUAUUCGAAUAAAAUUAAUCAAAGUUAUAAUAAGCCACAACGAUUAUGCAAUUAUACAUUUACAUCACAGGACUAGGUUUGCUAAUUAUUCUAAGUUUUAUCUCAUAUUUUUGGUUGAAGUAUGUCAGUGCUAGAAUGAAGCUUAUGAGGUUAAGUUUGACGUUAAUCCCAUAUGAAAUCCUACUUGAGCCAAAGACAAUGAGUUCUUUAAAAUAAUUAUGA
Molecule: messenger RNA, 4494 nt
Organism: Paramecium tetraurelia
Lineage: Eukaryota; Ciliophora; Oligohymenophorea; Peniculida; Parameciidae
Exons: 8
Source: RefSeq, a predicted model, not a curated record